AUGGUCAUCUGGUCGUCGCUCCAGAGCUUGCGAGGACCUAUCGUCCGCACCGGACCUCGACAUGUCUCUUUCAAUGAUAUUGAAGUCUACAACCAAAUCUACAAAGUAAACACCAAAUUCUCCAAAUCCUCAGACUUCUACAACCACCCAUCAGCCAACGAAUCCGUCGUCGAAACUGUAGACAUCAAAGAAGCACACGCCCGCCGCGCCGCCUUCGCACCCUACUUUUCAAAAACAGCAGUCCACAAACUAGAAGACCUAAUGCAAUCCAAAGUCACUUUCUUCCUCACUCGCAUCCAAGAGCUUGGGACAAACAUAAACAUUUCCAGAGGACUCCGAUGUUUGACUGUCGAUAUCAUUACCACUUACUCCUAUGAGGAAUCAUUUAACGCUCUAUCAGAUCCAACGUUUAGUCCGGGAUGGUUGUUGGGGUUUGAGAGCUUGCUUGACACUACAGCGAUACAAAAUUUUGCUCCAGGGACAGUCGCUACGAUUGAAUAUGUGCUUGGAAAUUUCAUUCCUAGGUCAUAUGUCUCCAAAAUCUCCCCAAUUGUGGGCGAUGUUCUUAAAUUUACAGACACUUGCAGCAGCGCAGUAUUGAAACAAAAGUUCAGGUAUCUAUCGGGAGAAAGGGAUAUGGUUACCAUUUUUGCACAGUUGUUCGAAGACGAUGAAAAGAGAGGGAGGAAGGCUUUGACUGAUAAACAAUUAAUCCACGAUGCUAUAUCUACCGUCGCAGCCGGGAUGGAUACGACGGGGCAUGCAUUAACAUAUGCCAUCUAUUAUCUGGUUAAGCACCCGGAGGUCCAGAAGAGAUUGUUGGAGGAGUUGAAGGGGGUCAUAGGUUCUCCUAGGGCUGAUGUGAAAGAGGAAGUAUUGGGUAACUUACCGUUCCUCCAAGCGUGUAUUAAAGAGUCUCUCCGUUUUAGCCACGGCGUCCCCGGCCCUCUUCCACGAGACACCCCAGCAGGUGGUGCCACAUUUCUAGGCCAUCACCUUCCCGCCGGCACCGUAGUUCUAAAUUCGGCUUAUACGUACCACACAAACCCUGUAGUCUUCCCGGAUCCCUUCAAAUGGGAUCCAUCUCGUUGGUUGGUUGAAGACACUAAAGAGAUGCAAAGGUACUUUAUGCCAUUUAGCAGAGGUUCAAGGAUUUGUAUUGGUAUGAAUUUGGCGGAAGCAGAGCUGUCGCUUGCGCUUGGGAGGUUUGUGAGAAGGUUCGAGUUUGGGUUUAUGGAAGGGUUUCAGGAUAGUGAUAUGGAGUGGACAUCGGUGCUUGUGCCGAUGACUAAGGGAAUGUUAAUGAUUUGGGCGAAAGAGCGGGAGGAGUGA
This is a messenger RNA of Orbilia oligospora ATCC 24927, 1332 nucleotides long. RefSeq lists its product as uncharacterized. Lineage: Eukaryota; Fungi; Ascomycota; Orbiliomycetes; Orbiliales; Orbiliaceae. The coding region runs from base 1 to 1332 and encodes 443 amino acids. The transcript has 4 exons. Gene Ontology annotation, molecular function: iron ion binding; heme binding; monooxygenase activity. The record is from RefSeq and is a predicted model, not a curated record.